Molecule: messenger RNA, 495 nt
Organism: Bacidia gigantensis
Lineage: Eukaryota; Fungi; Ascomycota; Lecanoromycetes; Lecanorales; Ramalinaceae
Exons: 2
Coding region: 1-495 (164 amino acids)
Source: RefSeq, a predicted model, not a curated record
AUGGCCAACGCACCAUCUUGGCCCUUCGCGCCCUUCGAUUCAAAUUACGCACCACCACAGGAUCCUGAUACGAGCACCGAUUACGAAUCUGCUGGGGCUUGGGCGGUAGCGUCGCCCUUCCCGUCGUCAGCCAAUCAAAUAGACCACAGCAACAUCGUCUUCGACCAUCCGGCGUCCUUUUCGACUCCAUUCUCGCCCUUUCCAGCGUUAGCUGCUAAUGAUCUGGGUGACUUGGCUUCGGAGCCUGCAGCAGUCGAUCUCCCAAGCACGGGACACGACUACACCGAUCUUCCAGGACUCGAGGCUGCAGGACACACGAUCGAUCCUUUCCUCUUGGCGCAACCUGAUUACGGUACUGGUGGCUUCACUUCUGACAGUGAAGCUCAUGUGGAUCCUGGCUUUGCCGGCGCAAGUGCUGCCUAUCGUCAGCCUGAUCAGGGCGACGGAGGGCGCCUCACUCCAAAGGGUAUGCGUACUGCCAAAACCCUCUUCUGA